Messenger RNA from Periconia digitata, 825 nucleotides. Lineage: Eukaryota; Fungi; Ascomycota; Dothideomycetes; Pleosporales; Periconiaceae. The record is from the annotation of a GenBank genome assembly.
GCUGGCUUCACCAUCGAGGGUGCCCCCAGGUUUGCUUGGGUGUUGCAGAAGGAAGUGGGUACGGCCAGCCAGGACCUGGUGGACAGGAGGAAGAUGCUCGGGAGCUGUCGCGGCUGUUUUCCUGCUUGCUCGCCCGCUUGCUUCAUUCACCGCACAAUCUGCGACGGCGUUUUCCAUUAGUGAAUCAUUCCAUCUGUCCACCCUGGGCCGCGUCGCCCGCUUUCAGGGUUUCAGACAACGGACUGGCAAGCGCGGGAAGCACGCUGGCUUGUUGCACGCUAUUGCAUCCAAGUAGGUAAAAAGGCACCUACGUAUCGAUGCAUGCAUGUAUGUAUGCGCGUAAGCUUGCGCUCCAUUUGCGCAUGCGACUUGUAUUUGAAACGGCUGCGUUUGGACAUUAUCGUGUGCUUGUGCACCUCAUCCUUCGUCGAGAGCUGAUUUCGCCAAACAAGAAAAGAAGCGUGUGUCUGGGGAGGCACGAAGGAUCUCUGGGUGGAUGGAUUGCAAGGCGGGUCGAUCAAAACAAGCGUAUGCAGCUAACCCUGGCGCCACGUUGGCCGUGUCAUGCCAUUGAUCAUGUCGCUUGUGGUUUGGAUCCAGCCAGCCUGCAUCCUGAUCCAUCCAUUUCGUCCGUACACAUACGUAGUCUGGCUGUAUGCGUCGCCGCCGCCGGCGGCUUGCCGCAACGAUGCCGCAGCGAGGCCGACGACAAGCCAACAGACUAGCAAGACCAUCCGCUCACUCACUACUGCCGUGUGUGGGCGCGUGUGUCCUUUGGAGGACGGAUCAACAUGUCACCUCGAUCGGCGGUGCAUGCAUAACGUG